CAUCCAUGACGGGCGUAUUGGCGUUACAAGCAUCAUCAAUGCUGCAGCGCGUGUUGCCCCUUCCGUCGCUGCCGUCGCUGCCGUCGCUGCCGUCGCGUGCCACCUGGAGCCUGCGCUCAAGAUCCUCACACACGACCACCUCCAGUACACAUCCCAACACGCAAGUCCCGGCGUGGGCGCGACCGGCGCAGGUGAAACCGGUUCUCAUCACAACGCCAAUCUUCUACGCGAAUGCCGUUCCACACAUUGGCCACUUGUACUCGGCGUUGCUCGCUGAUGGUGUCAACCGAUGGCAUCGCAUGCUUGGUCACCAGACAGUGUUCAGCACGGGUACCGACGAGCACGGCAUGAAGAUCCAACAGGCAGCGGCUGCAGAAGGGCUCACACCACUGGAAUUGUGCGAUCGCACCUCGACACGGUUCCGGGAACUCUUCGAUCUCUGCGAUAUCGGGUACACGGACUUUGUGCGAACCACCGAGGAGAGACACAAGGCGGUGGCAAGAGCAGUAUGGACCAAGUUGGCUUCCGAGCAGCUCAUCUAUCUCGGGAAUUACGCGGGAUGGUAUUCCGUCCCCGACGAAACGUUCGUCCCGGAGGCCCAGACCGUGGCGGGCGUAAGAAAGCGCGACGGCGCGCCGUGCAAGCUGUCGCUCGAAUCAGGCCACGAGCUAGAGUGGGUGGAGCAGCCCAAUUACAAGUUCAAGCUGCCGCUGUUUAAGGAAAAGUUGCUGCAAUGGCUGGACUCUCAGCCUGCAACUGUCGCGCCUCAGAAUCGACUCGCCUGGACGGUGCAAGAGGUCGGGCAAAUGAAAGCGACGUCAGAUGCAGACGAUCUCUCAGUGUCUCGACUGACCCAGUACUUGCAAUGGGGCAUCCCAACACCCAACGACCCUUCGCACGUCAUGUACGUCUGGCUCGAUGCGUUGACCAACUACCUGACGGUUUCGCAAGUACCGGUGCACAAGUUGAGUGAGGUCAAAAAGACUGGGGCCAAGCCCGAGUUCCCCGCGUUGGAUGGCCAGGUCUUUUCAGCUUGGCCAGCGGACUACCACAUUAUCGGCAAGGACAUUCUCAAGUUCCACGCCAUUUAUUGGCCCGCGUUCUUGCUUGGCGCCGGACUGGCACCACCCAAGCGCGUGAUUGCACACGGCCACUGGACUGUAAACGGACAGAAAAUGUCCAAGAGCAAAGGCAAUGGCGUGGAUCCAUUCGACCGUGUCGCGGUGCAUGGUGUGGAUGCGGUGCGAUACUUUUUGUUCCGUGACAGUCAGCUCGACUCUGAUUGCGACUACUCUGACACGCGUGUCACCGACCUGUUCAAUGGCGAGCUUGCUGCGGCGUUUGGCAACCUGUUGUCGCGCGUGUUCGCCCGUGCUCUGCUGCAGCCCGCGAAUCAGCCGUCCGCAACAUUGUCAUCAUCACCAUCGUCUGCGCAAACUGCAGAUGACCUGGCCGCGUGGGCGUUCGUUCCCUCAAAACUGGAUGGAACGGCUUGGACACGGUCUGACGCCAUUCAAGUGCUUCCUCCGAUUGCUCAGGAGCUGCACGACAAGCUCAACCAGCUUCCUUCGUUGGUGCACGAGGCAUACACGGAUGCCCAGUUUGCGCGUGGCAUCACCGCUGUGCUCUUUUCCAUCCAGUGCUGCAAUCGCGCUUUCACCAUCGUUGAGCCAUGGACGCUCGCCAAGACAAUCCGCGAAGGAGCGCUCAAGAACGAACCAGUCAACGAGACAGCACUGACGCAACUGCGGGCGAUGCUGUAUCUGACCCUGGAGACACUUAGAAUUGCGUCGCUGUGUUUGCUUCCAGUGCUGCCGCGUUCAAUGACCGCUGCACUCAACCAUCUGAGCAUACCCGCCGACCAACGCCUUGCGCAGCACAUCUUCUCCUCUCCGCUCGUCUCUGGCACCUUGCUUCCUGCAGCCGGUGGCAGUGUGGUGGUGUUUCCCAGCACGCGCCGCGCAAACCCCGUGACCACAGGUGCGGCCGCCACUCAAUCUGGCAAGCCAGCCAAGACCAAGCAGAAAAAGCAAAAGGACUCUAGCUCGUAGGAGCGAGCGCUUUCUCUCUGAUUGCGUCCUGGCUCCGCUUUGAAAGAGAGUUCAACAAUUGGAAACAAUAAACCCU
Molecule: messenger RNA, 2127 nt
Organism: Capsaspora owczarzaki ATCC 30864
Lineage: Eukaryota; Filasterea; Ministeriida; Capsasporidae
Product: methionyl-tRNA synthetase
Exons: 3
Coding region: 6-2051 (681 amino acids)
Biological process (GO): methionyl-tRNA aminoacylation
Molecular function (GO): ATP binding; methionine-tRNA ligase activity
Source: RefSeq, a predicted model, not a curated record